AUGGGUAACACAAGUAAGAAGUUGGCAGCGAAAUGCACACUUCUAACGAAAGAUGAACAGAAGUAUCUUGCGGCUACAUUCAGGGCGGCGAGCAAGAACUCGGACAAGAUACGCGAGGAGGACCUCAUCGUGAGUGGCAAAUUAGACGCAGUGUUGCUAGAAAGGUUUUGGGGUCCUCAGAUAGACCCCCGAUUGGCGCAGUACCUCACCAACUUCCUGUUCGGGUACGGACCGAACAAGACGCCAUCUUGCGACUUCAACAGAUUCGCUGAGCUAUACGUAUAUAAUGUUAGGGGUACGUCGGAGGAGCGUAUGAUGGUGGCAUACAACAGUCUUGGUAUGGACUUCAACGAUACUAUUGAGCUGCCUUACCAACUACUUAGAGAGUAUUGCGAAAGCAUAGCCUCAACAUACAUAAAGGUAUUAAAAUCCGCGUCCUCAAGCCGAGCUAAGACGUGGAUCAACAAGGGGUUCCGUGGACGCGCGUCGCACGUCCAGGCGCUGGGGGAGGCCAUCGCGGCUAGCGUCGAGGGGGACGCUGACGUCACGCUCAACGCUUGCACCUCCAACCAGCUUAACAAAUGGCUACAGCUCAACACGUUACUGCGUCAGAUGACGGAGGCGGUGUUCGUGAACCUGUACGGCAUCAAUAAGAAGACUGGCGACGAGAGUCCCGGGCCGGUGGCGAGGGCGGAGCCCUGUCUUAUGCCGUUACCUAUAGGUUUAGACUCGAUGCCGGACUACCCAGCCUUCAUAGACCUGUCGCACAUAGUGUGGCUGAACAGUCACAUCCCGCAAAAACACCAGGACAAGUGGAGGUUCCUGUUCUCCUCACACAUACACGGCGAGUCAUUCUCCACCAUGACCGGCCGUAUCCAAGACCAGGGCGCUUCUCUCCUAAUAAUUGAGGACAACUCAGGCUACAUCUUCGGAGGCUACGCCCCUGCAUCAUGGUCGCUGGGCCCCAACUUCGUGGGCACUGAUGAGUCGUUCCUGUUCACCCUCGCUCCCAAGAUGCGCGUCUACCCAGCCACUACGUACAACAACCACUAUCAGUACAUAAACCAUCAUACUAAGACGCUGCCUAAUGGAUUGUUAAUGGGCGGACAAUUUCACUUUGGUGCUAUCUGGGUGAAUGGCGACCCGUUCGGCGAGGGUUCGUCGGCGGAGUCCUGUAGUACUUACAAGGGGUACAAGCGACUCAGCAAGGAACCUAACUUCCGCAUCAAGAGCCUGGAGGUCUGGGGCGUCGGUGACAAACCUAUGUCUUUGAAGGAAUCUGACGAAAGGGAUCUGAGUGUUCUGGACGUGAAUCCUGAAGCGAAGGCGAUCCUGGACAUGGCAGGCCGCACGAGACACAGCGAGGGGAUCCGUGAGCCGCCGCCAUUAUAA
Spodoptera littoralis (African cotton leafworm) is the source of this 1392-nucleotide messenger RNA. The record is from the annotation of a GenBank genome assembly. NCBI's taxonomy places the organism in Eukaryota, Metazoa, Arthropoda, Insecta, Lepidoptera, Noctuidae.